AUGAGGAUCCUCACUUUCCUGCUCGGACUUAAGACGUUGUGGGUUUUGGCUUUCUCCUCGCUCUCCAAUACGAUGGCUGUGAAUAACAGCGGUAAAUGGUGGGGUAUAGUGAAUUCUGCCUCUAUUGGCAAUGUGCUCCCUGGAUCAGAUAUAGAGCCGGUUCCUCUGUUGUUGGACCCAAGUCUACAGCUUUUGAGUAGAAGACAGAGACGUCUAAUCCGCCAAAACCCUGGAAUCCUCCAAAGCAUCACCCGAGGGCUUCUCAGUGCCAUCCGAGAGUGCAAGUGGCAGUUCCGGAACCGCCGUUGGAACUGCCCCACAGGACCUGGAAAUCAUGUGUUUGGAAAAAUCAUCAACCGAGGCUGCAGGGAGACAGCCUUUGUGUUUGCCAUCACUAGCGCUGGUGUGACUCAUUCCGUGGCUCGCUCCUGUUCUGAGGGCUCUAUUGAGUCCUGUUCAUGCGAUUACAGGCGCCGGGGCCCUGGGGGUCCAGAUUGGCACUGGGGAGGUUGCAGCGACAACAUUGACUUUGGAAGGUUCAUUGGAAAAGAGUUUGUUGACUCCAGUGAAAGAGGGAGAGACCUAAAAUAUCUGGUGAACCUACACAAUAACCAAGCAGGCAGGAUGACAGUGUUAUCAGAGAUGCGCCAGGAGUGCAAGUGUCAUGGAAUGUCAGGAUCCUGCUCUCUUCGUACCUGCUGGAUGCGACUCCCCCCAUUCCGAGCAGUUGGGGAUACCCUGAAAGAUCGUUUUGAUGGUGCAUCCAGAGUCACAUACAGUAACAAUGGCAGUAACCGUGGUGGCUCACGAAGUGACCUUCCACACCUGGAACCUGAGAACCCCACUCAUGCAAUGCCUUCUUCUAAAGAUCUUGUAUACUUUGAAAAGUCCCCAAACUUCUGCAGCCAUAGUGAAAAGACUGGAACUUCAGGUACAACUGGGAGAUUAUGUAACAGCACCUCUUUAGGUUUGGAUGGCUGUGAACUCCUGUGCUGUGGGCGCGGUUACAGAAGUCGAUCUGAAAAAAUCACUGAACGCUGCCACUGCACCUUUCACUGGUGUUGUCAUGUCACCUGCUUGAACUGCACUACCACGCAAGUGGUCCAUGAGUGCUUGUGA
Molecule: messenger RNA, 1119 nt
Organism: Pseudophryne corroboree (corroboree frog)
Lineage: Eukaryota; Metazoa; Chordata; Amphibia; Anura; Myobatrachidae
Gene: WNT1
Product: Wnt family member 1
Exons: 4
Coding region: 1-1119 (372 amino acids)
Biological process (GO): multicellular organism development; neuron differentiation; canonical Wnt signaling pathway
Cellular component (GO): extracellular region
Molecular function (GO): frizzled binding; cytokine activity
Source: RefSeq, a predicted model, not a curated record